CACACACACACACAAAUGUGCAUACCACACCCUCACACACCAAUGCCAUUGUUCUGGGAGCUGGCAGGCGGCUCACUGUCGGCCACAAUGGGCGGCAGGAACUCGCUGGGAGAGGUCCACGGGGGGUCUGACGAGCUCUUGGUUGUGUUAUGCAGCCCUCCAGCCGCCUUGGGCGAGCCACUGUUGCUGCUGCGGACCUUGUAGACGCCGUCUCGCCCGCUGCGGUCCUUGGUGGCGCCCAUGGGCACCCCUGACGCACGGUGGGGGAACAUCUUCUCGUACAAGUGCACCUGCAUACACGCAUCGAUGGUAUGACACAGAGGGGUGCGUGGGUGUCUGUCUGUCUGUGUCUCGGCCACCCAUCAUAUUCACCAGGACUGUUUCCGAUGAGAGGAGGAGUUCGAUUGCCUUACGGCGGUCAGCCGUGGUGAAGCUGUCCAAAGGGAUGGACCCCGCCUCUGCUCUCAUCGCAUCCAUGAAUCAAUCACCCAACACAUGCCAACACGAGACAGACACAUUGUGCGUGUGGUGUGCAUUGUGACGUUGUCUAUGACGUGACUGACACCUCCGCACCUUCAGGUCUGGGCGACUUGUCCGUGUCUGCGGCAGCCCCCUCUUUGCUGGUGGAGCUGUCGAUGGACUUCUGCAGCAGCUGCGUGUGGUACUGACGGGCCCUGUGUCUGCGGCGGGAUAUCUCGCGACGCACCUCAUCGAUGCACUUGAGGAAAAAUUCCUCCAACUCUGAACGUUCUCCGUACGCGUGAGACGCAGAUGUACGCAGAGUCCUGCAGUGCAGCCCAGCCACACACAUGUUACGUUCGUACAUAUCCCAAUCACGAAUCGAAUCGCAUGCCGCGCCGCGCCGCGAGACGACCCCCCCCCCUGAGCUGACCUGAUGGUUUUCUUUUGUUUCUCCACUUGUGCCUUGAGUUUGUUGAUCUGCUCCACGUACCGCCCCUCCAGCUCCUCACCCGCCGCACCCAUGCCCAUGCCCAUGCCCAUGCCGAUCCCGUCCUCGCCAACAUAGGUCGCCCCGCGCCCCUCAUCGAUCGUCUCGUGCACUACCGGGCCCACCAGUUUGGUGGACAUCGAAGGGGCGGAAGCUCCGCGGUCUUGAGUGUCUUCUCGUGGGCGUGUGGACACAGCAGGGAGAGACGCUGGCGGCUGGUGAGUGUCCGCACCGCCCGUCAAUGCCGGUGCAGGUGGGCUGGUCUGGCUCAGGACAAGUGCGUGGUAUGCGUUGUUCUGGGCCCUCUCGACGGCGGCCUUGAGGACUUUGUUUUGCCUCUUGGAUCCCUUGAUUUGGUCCUCCAGGAAGCGUCGGUCCUCCUCGAGUGCCUCAGCCUUGGCCUUCCACUUGUCGACGUCACGCUUGUAGCUCUUGCACAGCUCAUCCAGACGCAACGCCUCAGUCAUGAACCACCUGCAAUGCAACCGACAGACAAGGAGGACUCGUGGGAUCCAUCCAUCCAUCCAUCCAUCUGUGCUGUCUUGUCGGCCGGUGUGACUCACUCACUCUAGUUCUUUUUCGAGUGACUUGAUGCGCGUGUCUCGUCUGGUCUUGGCCUCCUCGAUGUCGGCCUUCUGCUUGAGCGCCUUGAACUCCUUCUGAACCGAAUACAUGUGGGUCUUGUACGCCAGGAAAAAGUCAUUCUCGUGGUCCUCCAGCAACUUCUCCACCCUGCAAUGCAUCCAGCCAAACAACCAGACACAAGCAACCAACCAAUCAACUCAUACAAACACAAGCAAGGCAUGCGCAUGCAUGAAUGGAUGGCCUCGGUGCCAACGGUGGUACAUAUUGCUCUCCCUGCCUGACCUGUCAUCGAGUGUCCUGACGAGUUCGUUCAGGUCGCCAUAGAGGUCAAGAAUCUUGGUGCCGCCCUUGACGCUGUCGAGGAUGGAACGGCGCCUCGUGGCGGGGUCAUCCUCGGGCCGCAGGUUGACGGCCGUGAGGAACUUGAACCCGCCCUCCUGACUUGCACCCGGCUGGACGCCAGAUGGGUCCUCUACUCCAACAUCACUCGACAUGGCUGACGAGUUCCCAAAUGACGUGGGGCGGUACAAGGGCCGCCUGUUCGCUUGGUGUAGAAUGAAAUUUGAUGCCGGGUUCGGAG
Molecule: messenger RNA, 2114 nt
Organism: Vitrella brassicaformis
Lineage: Eukaryota; Vitrellaceae
Source: the annotation of a GenBank genome assembly